This is a messenger RNA of Esox lucius (northern pike), 1433 nucleotides long. RefSeq names its product growth arrest and DNA damage-inducible protein GADD45 beta. The coding region runs from base 201 to 686 and encodes 161 amino acids. NCBI's taxonomy places the organism in Eukaryota, Metazoa, Chordata, Actinopteri, Esociformes, Esocidae. The record is from RefSeq and is a predicted model, not a curated record. Gene Ontology annotation, cellular component: nucleus; cytoplasm. The transcript is spliced from 4 exons. Gene Ontology annotation, biological process: regulation of cell cycle.
CACUGAGCCACAGACCAGAGAAAAAGUACAACGACUUUGCAAUACAACAUCGAGCAAGUUUACGCUGUAACACUGCAAGGGAACCCACACUAUAUUGGAUUACUACUUGCCGAGGACUCACUGCAAACCUCCAUUCGGGAAUAUACUCACUGGAUAUUAUCCUGGAUAUCCUUGUGGAUUAUACAAUUACGGACUUCAAUAUGACACUGGAAGAGGUCGUUGGAUGCAAUAUCACUGAGAAAAAGAUGGAGACCGUAAGCCAAGCACUAGAAGAGUUGCUGGUGGCAGCGCAACAACAAGACUGCCUGACUGUGGGAGUCUACGAGUCUGCAAAGCUAAUGAAUGUUGAUCCCGACAGUGUUGUACUGUGUGUUCUUGCGACUGACGAGGAGGACGAAGAUGAUAUUGCACUGCAGAUUCACUUCACGCUCAUCCAAGCUUUCUGCUGCGACAACGACAUUAACAUACUGCGCGUCUCCGGCAUUAGGCGCCUGGCUCAGGUUCUAGGCGAGCCAGGCACUGCUGAUAGCAACGGCAACGAGCCCAAAGAUCUGCAUUGCAUUCUUGUUACUAACACCCAAUGUCAAUCUCUGAAAUGCCAAGCGCUGCAAGAUGUGGGUAACUACUGCGAGGAAAGCCGCUGCAAGAACAUGUGGGUUCCUUAUCUGGCCCUGCAGGAACGCUGAACUAAGGACCCUAUUUGAGAAACGUGAAAAGCGAUUAAAAGAAGUUGCCAUUCUUCAAGAAUGAGAAAGGCAUUCAAUGGGCACGGUCGACAGGCCUGUGUCUGCCUACCGUGGCCCGCUACGGGACGGAGCUAGGCGUGCACAGGUUCCCGAAGGACAAUGCGCCUGCAUCCAUGACGCAUCUGACACCGGUUCUCUUCCACCGCGGAAAGGAAUUGUGACGGCGGGAGUGGGGAGUAGGAACGAACUGUCUAGAAGUCUUGCUACUGUUUGCCUAGCCGUGUUGGAGCAACCGGGGGCGGCAGCGUAGCGUGGGAACGGACUCGCAGUUUCGUUAGUGCAGAGGAGGGACAAAGCAACGGUAUCAAUGUGAAUACAAAGACUUGAAACUGGGUUUAACCCUAUGCUUUCCGAAGUGGAAGUCUGUGUAUUUAUGAUGAAAUGCAAUGUGAAUGACUGCAAUGGUCUACAGUUGGGUGUUAUGAUGAGAAACAAUAUAAUGAAUAUGCAUUUUGAGCAUCGAUGACUAUGGAUUUUAUGUGGAAGAUGAUAGGGUUAUUUGGCUGAAGUCAUAGCAAAUCGACUGUUUAGAGGGUGAUAAACAUUGCCCAAAUGUAAUAAUGUAUUCUUGUAUUUGAUAUUGACAAAAUUAACUAAUGUAUUAUUAUUUAAGUUGAACAGAGUAAUAUAUGACAGUAAACUGCAUUGCUGAAUACUGAAGAUAUUUGAAUAAAUUAUUGAAUUGAA